CUUAAUUUUGAUAUUAAACAAAUAAAUAUCUUAAUAAUUUACUCACUGACAAUUUUAAAAGUUUAUUUUUUUUUAUCAAUUUAUUUUACUUUUGAUUAGUAUAGUAACAACUUUAAAAACGAACUAGAUCAGGAUCAUGCCCUAAAUAUUUAAAUUGAGCUUAAUAUAUAUUUUAAACGGGUCUAAUUUAUUUAUUUAAAUUUAUUUUUUAAAUUUAAUAUUUUUACUCAAAUCUUUUUAAAAUUUAAAAAAGAUGUUCGAGUUUGGAGGAAUAGGCUACAGGUCAGAUCUAGUUAAGUUCACGGACAAGGUGUUUUAGGUUUUUUUUUUUUUUAAUAAUUUAAAUAUAUAUUCAUCCAACAUUCUACACAAACAGGCUGCUCUGAUAAUUGAGCGUUUGUUUAUGUAACAAGAUUUCCUUCUCUGAAACAUUGGCGGUGACUUUAAAUCGCAAUAGUCUGAAGCUAUGUUGCCAAGACAAACUCGAAUCAUGACGAAGCUGCGGGAACUAGCUUUGCGAAAUUCUUCCACGAACUCAAUUGUUGGAAAUCAGUUAAAGCAUCGGUAUGGGUUCCACACUAUUAGACAGACUUGCACAGAGUUUCCAAGGAAGCUCAAGAAAACAGAGAGAAAACCGUGGGUGACAAAUAUUAAUGAAUUGAAACGUAUUGGUAGAGCAGAGAGGAAAGAAAGACAGAUAGUGCGUGAAAGGAUUCUACAACCACCCCAAAAUGGGUUAUUGGUUAACGAAUUAAUCCCAGUUGCUCAUCAAGUUAACGCUGACCGAAUCCAACUAUUCACUUGUGUUUCUAAGGUUGCCCAGAGUAUUGCCAUAUAUUCAUGCAGUGUGUGUGGUGAAGUUCACAUUGGCCAUCGACCGCAUAAGAUCAGAACCUGCAAUGUUAUGGGUAGUGCAGCAAGCAAGGAGCACUGUUGGAGAAGAGGUGCCGUUGAACACGUCUUGCCUCCGGUGGAAUCUUUUCAUCUCUAUGACAGGCUAGGGAGAGCUGUCUCUCAUAAUGAACGGCUUCAAGUGGAUCGGAUUCCAGCUAUUCUAGAAUUGUGUGUCCAAGCAGGCAUUGAUCUACCUGAGUAUCCAACUAGAAGAAGAGUCUUUCCUGCUUACAGUAUUUCUGGUAGGGUAAUUGACUUUGAGAAGAGAUUCCCCAAAGAAGAUGCACCUGGCGAAGAUAUUUAUGCAUGUGGCUUUUGGCAGAAGAGAAACAAUAUAAGUGACGAUAACAAGUCUGUGGACAUGCAGCCUUGUGAUCUACAAGCUACUGCUGUUCGUGGGAUGGAGGCAUGGGAGAGAAUGCGCUCAGGAGCCUCAAGACUUAUGGAAACAUAUGCUGCCCAAACUUGUGGAUACUGUUCAGAAAUACAGGUAGGACCUAAAGGUCACAGGGUUCGAAAUUGUCAAGCCUACAAGCAUCAGAUGAGGGAUGGGCAGCAUGCAUGGCAGGAGGCAACGAUUGAUGAUGUAGUUCCUCCUGUGUAUGUCUGGCACGUACGAGAUACUCAAAGCGAGAAACCACUAGUAAAUGAGUUGAAGAAGUACUAUGGUAUGUUGCCUGCUGUGGUGGAGAUGUUUGCACAGGCUGGUGCUAGUGUGCCCAAUGAUUAUGUUGUUAUGAUGAGGGAAGACGUUGCUGUACCUGAAUGGGAUGAAGAAAAGUUGGUUGUUUAAAGCAUUGCUCUGAAUUGCAUACAUGGAUAGCUGAAGCUUUUGUGUAGGUUAAGUUUUAUGUAGCAAUGACAAAUUAUAUUCGGAAUUGGGGUAUCUAACUGGCGGUUGCAAAGAAAUGAUGAAAGUUUGUCAGAGUUUUCUCACCCUAAUGAUUAGUUAGUUAACAAAUCGGAAAAACUCUUGAACUUUAACAUCGUUCUUACAGGAUGGUUCAUUUGUGAAUAGAUCUCACGGAGCCAGAUUGUGAAGUUCUCCAAACUCUCUCCGGAAAUAUCGAUCUCAUCUCUGGGUCUAAAGUUAUUGCUAGCUCUUCAAAGCUUCAGUCUUUGCUCCAGCGGAGGAGUUGCAAUAAUGCAGAAAUAUAAAACGAUGCGGCUCUGGAAUUUCUAUCAUCAAUUGAAAGAGAGAUACUGUUUCAUUGCUGUUGCUUUUUGUAUUAAAAAGGACGUCUGAAAGCUAUAAACUGUUUCAACUAGACAUUAAAGCUAUUUAUCAGAAUCCGAUUUGGUAAAAGAUUCGUAUCAGUGAAAUUCCAUUUUAAUUUGUUGAACAUACUUCAUUCAAUGUAGAAUCAUAAAUUUUUAGUUUCUGACUUUCAGUUCAGUCAACUCAAAGCUUAAAUUUUGUUUACAUAAAAGGCAUUUCAUAAAACUAUUAGAUAUGUAUUCAUUGACAAUGGUAACAUUAUUUUGUAGGAAAUUGCAAACAGCUGCUGAUGGUUCCGGACAUAGAUAUAAAGUAACAAAGGAUCGCUGCAAUUUCAUGUCUGAACUAUGCACCAAUCAUUGCAGUAGAACUUUGUCAAGAACAUUUGGUUAGUCUCAUUUGAAGCUUUUUGCAGUAAUGUUUUGAUAUUUUAAAUAUAUUUCAUUAUGUAAGAA
Messenger RNA from Gossypium arboreum, 2568 nucleotides. Its product is annotated as APO protein 3, mitochondrial-like. The transcript is spliced from 6 exons. The coding region runs from base 467 to 1687 and encodes 406 amino acids. The record is from RefSeq and is a predicted model, not a curated record. Gene Ontology annotation, molecular function: RNA binding. NCBI's taxonomy places the organism in Eukaryota, Viridiplantae, Streptophyta, Magnoliopsida, Malvales, Malvaceae.